Molecule: messenger RNA, 1461 nt
Organism: Pseudopipra pipra
Lineage: Eukaryota; Metazoa; Chordata; Aves; Passeriformes; Pipridae
Gene: MRPS30
Product: mitochondrial ribosomal protein S30
Exons: 5
Coding region: 37-1422 (461 amino acids)
Biological process (GO): translation
Cellular component (GO): mitochondrial large ribosomal subunit; mitochondrion; ribosome
Molecular function (GO): structural constituent of ribosome
Source: RefSeq, a predicted model, not a curated record
UCCCGCUCCGCCCCUCCCUGUCCCGCAGCUCCGGAGAUGGCGGCGCUGGGGGCGCGGCGGCUGCUCCGGCCCGGCCGCCGCUGGUUCUCGCAGGCCGAGCCCACCAGCCCCUCGCUAGCCUCCGGCCCGCUCUACCCGCCCGUGGUGGCGUCCAUCACGGCCAAGAGCAAGGCGGCCCAGCAGCGGCGCCGGGAGAACUUCAAGCAGCGAGUGCACGCUGCGGCCACGGUGGAGGAGAAACUGCGGCUGUACGAGAAGCUGCAGCGGCCCAAGUACAUGGUGUACCCGCAGACCUUCGCUAUCAACGCCGACCGCUGGUAUCGCAGCUUCACCAACACUGUCUUCGUGCCGGGCAUGCCCCCGGGAGCCCUGGCGGCGGAAGCGGUGGCGGCGGAAGCGGCGCCCAAGGCCGGCGGAGGCCCGGGAGCGGGAGCACCGGCGGCUGCGACAAGCCCGGGGACUGCGACAACCUCGGGGCCUGCGACAACCUCGGGGACUGCGACAAGCCCGGAGCCCGCGGCGGGAGCGCUCCCACCCCUGGAUAUGGGCGAGCUGCGCUCCCUGGCCUGCGACGCCCUCCUGCAGGAGAGCUUCUAUCAGAACAAAAAGCGGCCGUUCCUGUACCGUGACCAGGAGCACACGCCCGGUCCCUUCCUCACGCAGCUCGUUUCCACCCUCGCCGCGUUCCUGUCCGGCCACAAUCCGCUGCUGGCGACCUCCUCCCUCGAUCUAAAGCCCGAAGUUAACUAUUACUGGCAUCAUGGUGAGGAAGUUGUUGCUCAUGGACAUCGGAAGGGUAGAGUUGAUCCUGUGCGAUUCCAGAUAGACGAUAAGCCACACCUCCAGAUCCGUGUGCCAAAGCAGCUUCCCCAGGUUGUACCCCUGGAUUCAAAUCUGGGAGAUGUUCCCGUUAUCAAUCACAAACCAUCCAAACUGCCGUUGUUCAAAAAGCAGUACGAAAAUAAGGUAUAUAUAGGAUCGAAGGUGGCAGAUCCAUGCUGUUACGGACAUACCCAGUUUCAUCUUAUUCCCAAUAAACUAAAGCGGGAGAGGCUCAUAAAAGCACGUCUUGAGGAUCAGAUUGAAGUUGUUUAUCGAUCAAAUGGUAUUGCAAGUCUCUUUGCAUGGACAGCAGCACAAGCAAUGUAUCAAGGAUUCUGGAGUGAAGCAGAUGUGACUCGUCCUUUUGUAUCACAAGCAGUAGUGACUGAUGGAAAAUACUUUGCUUUCUUUUGUUACCAGCUAAAUACUUUAGCACUAACUGCAGAAACUAUUAAAAAUAACCCUCGAAAGAAUAUCUGUUGGGGUACAGAGAGUAAGCCAUUGUAUGAUGUUGUGGAAGAUGGUAAUGUGAAAGAUUUUAAUGAUGAAGUUCUGCUUCAUUUGGUUCGUUUUCUACUAAAUAGACCAAAAGAGUUGUAAAUCAUUAAUCAAUAAAGUGUUGCUUUGUAUGUGCCUGAA